Messenger RNA from Mesocricetus auratus (golden hamster), 1502 nucleotides. Its product is annotated as olfactory receptor 10-like. Gene Ontology annotation, biological process: G protein-coupled receptor signaling pathway. Bases 1 to 936 code for a protein of 311 amino acids. The record is from RefSeq and is a predicted model, not a curated record. Lineage: Eukaryota; Metazoa; Chordata; Mammalia; Rodentia; Cricetidae. Gene Ontology annotation, molecular function: olfactory receptor activity; G protein-coupled receptor activity. Gene Ontology annotation, cellular component: membrane. The transcript has a single exon.
AUGGGAAAUUUCAAUACCACUUCACAAGAGAGUUUCAUUUUGGUGGGCUUCUCAGAUUGGCCUCAACUACAAGUCUUCCUUUUUGUCAUUAUUUUGAUUUUCUACUCCCUAACUAUCUUUGGCAAUACAACCAUCAUCGCUCUUGCAAGACUGGACCUUCGACUGCACACUCCCAUGUACUUCUUCCUCUCCAAUCUCUCCUUCCUGGACCUCUGCUACACCACCAGCACUGUGCCCCAGCUCCUGAUCAACCUCCAUGGACUUGACAGGACCAUCAGCUAUGGUGGGUGUGUGGCCCAGCUAUACAUAUUUCUUGCCCUGGGCUCCACUGAGUGUGUGCUCCUGGUGGUGAUGGCCUUUGACCGCUAUGCUGCUGUGUGUCGUCCCCUGCACUACACGACCAUCAUGAACCCCUUUCUCUGCCAGACAUUGGCUAUUGUCUCCUGGGGGGGAGGCUUCAUAAACUCUCUGAUCCAGACAAGCCUCAUGAUGGCCAUGCCCCUCUGUGGCCAUCAACUGAAUCACUUCUUCUGUGAGCUGCCUGUUCUCCUGAAGUUGGCCUGUGAGGACACUGGAGGGACAGAGGCCAAGAUGUUUGUGGCCAGAGUGGUGGUUGUUGCUUUUCCAGCAAUGCUCAUUCUAGGCUCCUAUGCACAGAUUGCCAGGGCAGUGCUGAAGAUCAAGUCAAUGACUGGACGCAGAAAAGCUUUUGGGACAUGUGGGUCCCACCUCCUGGUGGUUUCUCUGUUUUAUGGCUCAGCCAUCUACACAUACUUACAGCCCAAGGGCAGCUAUUCUGAGAGUGAGGGGAAGUUUGUUGCUCUUUUCUAUACUAUUAUCACCCCCUUGCUCAACCCUCUGAUUUAUACCCUGAGGAACAAGGAUGUGAAGGGGGCUCUCUGGAAGGUGCUAGGGAGAGGCACAGACUCAGAGUAACAUGGGAAAAAGGACCCGCUCAUUUUUCUAUUAUAGCUGUCAUAUUCUGUUCUAGGACCAUUGUUCACUCAUAAACAGCCCUCAGCAGACCUCAGAGUUUUAGUGUCUUCCACUGGAGAUGUUGGGGAUCUCUUGAAGUUCUUUCUACAUCAGUGUCAGAGAAUGAAAGUUGGCUUAUAUGACAACAUUCUAGAGAAGGUUUGGGAAGAUGGGAUGUCCUAGAACUUGAUGAGAGUAUACCGAUGAUAGACAUCUAAGAGUGAGAAAAGACUUAGUAAAUGUGUCAUCUCCUUUUCCAAAAUGUCUCUGAAUCCCAGUAGGGUCCCCCAGAGGAGGUACUGAGACUUACUGCAAAAUACAUGAGUUCACUGUUACGUAUUUUAGUGGGAAAUAUGAAAAGAAAAUUUUAUACUCAGGUUCUAAAGAAUUAUCUCUUGAUUUGGCCUUCCCUAGUUACUCAUCUCUUAAUCAUGGAUUAUUUCUUAUUACACAUCUGUGACUUUAUUGUGUCCCUAAGAGUGUGAUAAAACAGCAUGACAGGAAAGUUACACAAUCGCUACUGCAAA